Molecule: messenger RNA, 1371 nt
Organism: Penicillium paradoxum
Lineage: Eukaryota; Fungi; Ascomycota; Eurotiomycetes; Eurotiales; Aspergillaceae
Product: RPAP1 family protein
Exons: 1
Coding region: 1-1371 (456 amino acids)
Biological process (GO): transcription by RNA polymerase II
Cellular component (GO): nucleus
Source: RefSeq, a predicted model, not a curated record
AUGGCUUUUCGCGGCGAACGAUUCGUUCUCAAUCUAGAUGAUGAUUCUGGUACUCCAGAAAUCCCCUCUCCGUUCUCCCUCAUCGGUGAGAUCCAAGAACGGGCUCCAUCCACCGCCACUCCCCCCGCGCCUAAACCACCAACGUUGUCGGCCUCCUUAACUGGGUUCCCUGCACCUCGCCAGCGGAAGCCGUCUUCUUUCAAACAGCGACGAGCAAACCCGCCUGAUACCCUGGCAUCUUCUACGAAACCGACCCUUCAGGAUGACAAAAAGUCUAUCGAUGAGGAGAACCGCCGUCAGCUGGCAGCAAUGUCAGAUGUGCAGAUCCAGCAGGAACGAGAAGAGCUGAUGGAACAGAUGGAUCCGGGGCUACUGCAACGAUUUCUCCGCAGAGCAAAUAUUGAAGAAGAUCAAAAGACUGACCUCGAACCACCACCACCUGCCGCCGACGAAAACUCCAAGCCGAGAAAAUCUGUCUCGUUCGAUAUCCCUGCUUCAUCCGCGCCGGCUUCUGCACCAACUGCACAGUCUCAUUCUAUAUCAAAACCAUCACCCAAACCUCUCUCCCGUAAUGAAGACCUUCCUCCAACCACCCUUCCCCAGGACCUCCACCCAGCCUCUCAACGGCCCUCUCUCGACCCCGCUACUCUCGAAACCUUCCACUUCCCUCAACCGAAAACCCCAAUGCCAGUUCUGGAUCCAUCCUCGCCAUCGUUCCUAUCAGACCUCCAGUCGCACUACUUCCCCGAGAUUGCCCAGGAUCCUUCAACGCUAUCUUGGCUGCAACCUCUCUCCGCCGACGAGGAAGACCCAGACUCGACCUCGGCCUACCACCCAGCCAGCAACGCCAUCUCAAUGGCGCCCUCGGCAAUCCGUUUCUCACUGAGAGGCACCAUUCUCGCCCCCGAAACAUCACUCUCUCUCCCAACAACUAUGGGCCUGCAUCACCAUGGCGAGGACCCGCAUGCCGCGGGGUACACGAUCCCCGAGUUAGCGAUUCUCUCGCGUUCUACCUUCCCCGCUCAGCGGUGCAUUGCAUGGCAAGUCAUUGGUCGCAUCCUGUUCCGUCUCGGCCGCGCAGAGUUCGGCGAGCGGGGUGGGCAGUUGUCCGACGGACUGUGGUUCGUUAUUGAAAAGGAAGGCGUUGUUGCUGGUAUGCUUGCUGAGGCCGAUGGCGCUGCCGGUCAGACCCAAGGUAGAAGCAAGGGCAAGGAUCAGCAAAAUGCUGAGGGUAAUGACAUGCCUCUUGCAUCCGGUGUUGGUCGUCAUGCUAGUGCUGCUGCGUGGGCGGUUGAGGGUAUAUGGCUGUGGCAGAAGGGUGGUGGUGGUGAUCGCGGGUUGUUGAAGGAAAACCAACACCGCUCUCUUUAG